AUUAAUGUCCGCAAACAAAGGUGAAUUCAGUCAUUCCUACGCCAUGUCUAGUCAAAGCCCCCUAUAACUUUGCGGAUCAUUGCCAUAACAUCCGAAAAAAAACCACUCUAAUGAGGCUCCCUCAAUGGCAGAAUCAGAUAAUCAAAAGCCUCACGCCAUCUUCAUCCCCUACCCUCUCCAAGGCCAUGUAAUUCCAUCAGUCGAGUUGGCCAUCAAGCUCGCAUCACGCGGCUUCAAGAUCACCUUCGUCAACACCCAAUCCAUCCACCACCAUACCUCGAAAGCGCAGCCGAAAACCGGAGCCGACCUCUUUGCCGCCGCACGUGAAGCCGGGCACGAUAUAGACUACACCACCGUCUCCGAUGGCCUCCCCGUUGAGUUUGACCGCUCCCUCAACCACGACCAGUUCAUGGCCUCUUUGUUGCACGUGUUUUCCGCGCACGUCGAUGAGGUGGUCGGGAAACUUGUCAAGUCCUCGGCGAGCACCGUACCUGUUACUUGUCUGAUUGCCGAUACUUUCUUCGUGUGGCCGGGCAAGGUUGCUAAGAAGUUUGAUCUUCUUUAUGUUUCGUUUUGGACGGAGCCUGCUUUGGUUUAUUCACUCUAUUAUCACGUUGAUCUUCUUCGAAGAAAUGGUCAUUUUGCAUGUCAUGAUGUGCGGGAGGACAACAUAGAUUACAUACCUGGAGUGAAAUCAAUUGAUCCCAGGGACAUGAUGUCCUAUCUUCAAGAAACUGAUAUAACAACUGUGUGCCACCAGAUCAUUCUGAAUGCCUUCAAGGACGUUAGAGGAGCACAUUAUGUCCUAUGCAACACAGUGCAGGAGAUCGAAUCCGAGACCAUCGCACCCCUCCAUGGCAAGAUCCCCUUCUAUGCAAUUGGUCCUAUUUUUCCCAACAGGUUCAACAAGAGCAUCGUUGCGACUAGUCUGUGGUCCGAGUCGGACUGCAGUCAGUGGCUGAACACCAAACCCAAUGGCUCAGUAUUGUAUGUCUCAUUUGGUAGCUAUGCACAUGUCUCCAAAUGUGACCUUACAGAGAUAGCUAAUGGACUUGAACUCAGCAAAGUGAACUUUGUUUGGGUACUCCGGCCGGAUAUUGUUAGCUCGGAGGACACAGAUCCGCUGCCCUCUGGCUUUAAAGAGCGGAUUAGUGACCGAGCUAUUAUUAUUCCUUGGUGCUGUCAGAAGUCGGUCUUGGCGCACCCGGCUAUAGGAGGGUUUUUGACCCAUUGUGGGUGGAAUUCUACAUUGGAAAGUAUUUGGUGUGGUGUACCAUUGUUGUGUUUCCCUUUACUUACUGAUCAAUUCACCAACAGAAAACUAAUAGUUGAUGAUUGGAAGGUUGGGAUUAAUUUAUGCGAUCGGAAAGUGGUCAGGAGAGAGGGUGUUUCAAAGAAAGUCAACCAUUUGAUGGAUGAGAAAUCAGGGGAUGAGUUCAGGAAAGCUGUUGCCAAGGUUAGGAAGACAUUGGAAGAUGCAUCGACACCCAAUGGAUCAUCUGAGAAAAAUAUGGACACUUUCAUUAAGGAUCUAAAGGCCAGGAUUCGGAAAUAAAAAGAUUUGAGUGAUAU
Messenger RNA from Rosa rugosa (rugosa rose), 1572 nucleotides. RefSeq names its product UDP-glycosyltransferase 86A1. The transcript has 2 exons. Gene Ontology annotation, molecular function: UDP-glycosyltransferase activity. NCBI's taxonomy places the organism in Eukaryota, Viridiplantae, Streptophyta, Magnoliopsida, Rosales, Rosaceae. The coding region runs from base 125 to 1555 and encodes 476 amino acids. The record is from RefSeq and is a predicted model, not a curated record.